Messenger RNA from Anneissia japonica, 4496 nucleotides. RefSeq names its product glutamyl aminopeptidase-like. The transcript has 19 exons. Gene Ontology annotation, biological process: proteolysis; peptide catabolic process. Gene Ontology annotation, cellular component: cytoplasm. The record is from RefSeq and is a predicted model, not a curated record. The coding region runs from base 101 to 2707 and encodes 868 amino acids. Gene Ontology annotation, molecular function: peptide binding; zinc ion binding; metalloaminopeptidase activity. Lineage: Eukaryota; Metazoa; Echinodermata; Crinoidea; Comatulida; Comatulidae.
GUUUCAGGGCAAAGGUAAGGCAACGCCUUGACAUUUACAAUCAUAGGGGGUACCGAGAACCUCUCACACUGUGAUUUGGCCUACAUACACAUCGACAGGUAUGGAUGGGUGUUGGGUAUUCGUUUGUUUUCUGGCUACCAUUAGCCUUUCAGUGGAAGGAGCUGAAGUGUGGGAGAAUUUAAGACUUCCAUCGAUCAUUAAACCAAACCACUAUGAUUUGACGCUGCAUCCAAAUUUGACAACUGAUACAUUCACUGGGGUAGUUGAUAUAGAUGUCACCGUGACGGAACCAACUGAUACAUUCUUGGUUCAUAUCAAGGAACUGACCAUUAAGAACCCUAAAGUUAUGUUGAAAGAGACAUCCGCUGAACAGGCCAUAAGCAAAGAUUUCUCUUACGAGGAUAAUGAAUUUUACGUCAUUAUUACCACAUCUGAAGUGGCUCCCGGAGAUUAUCUUCUGCAUUAUGAAUUUUCUGGGUCUCUUGUUGGCAGCAUCGUCGGAUUCUACAAAAGCACAUACUACAACAAAGAUGGCAAACUAAUGAGUAUGGCGACGAGCAAAUUCGAACCUACCGAUGCCAGACGUGCGUUCCCAUGUUUUGACGAGCCAAAUCUUAAAGCUAAUUAUACAACCACUCUUGUUCAUACUGAUGAAUAUUUUGCCUUAUCCAACAUGGAUGUUGAUACCAAGGAAACCAUAGAUGGCCUUAUUUACACCAAGUUCAACCCUUCUGUCAAAAUGAGCACUUACUUGGCUUGCUUUAUCGUCUGUAACUUUAGCAGUGUUGAAGGUCAAACAGCAAGAGGUGUUCCGUUCAAAGUUUAUGCACCACACGAUUCUAUAUACCAGGCUGAUUACGCCUUAAGUAUUGGUAUAAACGUAACUGACUACUAUGAAGAUUACUUCGAUAUACCGUACCCGUUACCUAAACUAGAUAUGAUUGCCAUUCCUGAUUUUGUGUCCGGAGCCAUGGAGCAUUGGGGGUUAAUUACCUACCGUGAAACAAAUCUGCUGUAUGACGAACAAGAAUCCUCAGAGGGCAACAAGCAGAGGGUGGCAGCUGUAAUAGCUCACGAGCUGGCGCAUCAGUGGUUUGGAAACAUAGUGACGAUGGACUGGUGGGACGACUUGUGGCUUAAUGAAGGUUUUGCUAGCUUUUUGGAAUAUAGCGGUGUAAACCAUGCGGAGCCAGACUGGCAAAUGCUUGAUCAAUUCGUGACGGAAGAUAUGUAUUACGUCAUGGGAUUGGACCAGAUUGUUACGUCACAUCCAAUCAUUAUUGAAGUUAAUCACCCGGAUGAAAUAAAUGAAAUAUUCGAUUCAAUUUCAUACAGUAAGGGUGCCUCAGUUUUACGAAUGUUAAAUAACAUCAUGGGAGAAGAGGAUUUUAGAAAAGGGUUGACGGUUAGCGAUGUGGAUAUCAAAGGUUUAAUGGACACAUGGACUCUACAGAUGGGUUUCCCUGUAGUGAAAUUAAGUCGCAAAAACUCAGAUACUUUAUCUGCUGAACAAGAAUGGUUCCUUGUAGAUCCAGCUGCUAAUAAGAGUCAAGCUGAAUUCGAUUCCCCUUUCAAUUAUAAGUGGAACAUUUACCUAGAUUACAAAUUUCCCGGUGAAUCUGACAAGGUGCAGUUAAUGGAAACUAACGACAACGCUGUGGAUAUAUUUCCGCCAACCGAUUUCCAGUGGGUCAUAGCAAAUCUUAAUCAGACAGGAUAUUAUCGUGUAAAUUAUGAUCAGACCACAUGGGACAAUCUCAUUGACGAACUAAUAAAAAAUCACGAGGUGAUACCUAUAGCUGAUCGUUCUGGAUUAAUCGAUGAUUCGUUUAACUUGGCAAAAGCUGGACAAAUCGAUUACUUCAUACCGCUCAAUAUGACCAAGUAUUUUAUUAAGGAGACCGAAUACAUACCAUGGGACACCGCUUACAGCAACUUGAACUGGAUAAGUGAAAUCUUACGCUAUAGACCUGUAUUUGCUGACUGGAGGAAAUAUAUUCAACGCCAAGUAAAACCUCUUCUGGAUUCGCUUACGUGGGACGACGCAGGCACAACCCAUCUUGAGAGUUACCUUCGCUCAGAUAUCAUUGGCCUGUCUUGUAGUCACGGUGAUCCUGAUUGUCUUAGAGAAGCAGAAACUAAAUUCCAAGAUUAUCUAAAUGGUGUAAGAACCUCCCCAAAUGUACGAUCUUUGAUCUAUCGGUAUGGUAUGGAAAAUGCCGGCGGCCAAGCUGAAUGGGACAUGAUGUGGACACAAUACGUAACCGCAACUGUAUCUCAGGAGAGAACACGCCUUCUUUACGGCUUAGCAAGGACACGACAGGUCUGGCUACUUUGCAGAUAUUUGACAUAUGCUAUGAAUGAAACUAAAGUACGUUCUCAGGACUUUUUCACCGUAGUGAACUACAUCGCAGAUAACCCAGUUGGAAAUCCUUUAGUGUGGGAUUGGGUACGAGCAAAUUGGGAAAAAUUAGUCGAAAGAUUUGGUAUAAGUUCCAGAUCACUUGGUCGUCUAGUUCCAAGUAUUUGUGAGUUUUAUGCAACAGAAUUUAAAUUACAGCAGAUGAAAGACUUCUUCAAUGCAUAUCCAGAUGCCGGUGCUGGUGAGAGAGGGCGCAAGCAAGCACUGGAAAAAGUACAGACUAACAUCGACUGGCUAAAAGUAAAUGAAAAGAAAAUAGAAAUGUGGCUAGCAGACAACAUGUAAUAACAUGCACACUGACCACGGGAACACGCUCCUUUUCUUAUAUUAAUUUUAUACUAAAAGUUUGUAUGAAUCAAGACAAUUUUUGUAGUGAACGUUUUUGUUUAUACAGUAAUCCAUUAGGUUAAGUUGAAACCAGAUUACUUAGACAACAGUGCUCGAUGCAGGGGCAGACUUAUAAAAUCAAAACAAGAUGACGCUUGGUUACAAAAUCAACAUUUUAUUGCACUACAGGCUGUUUCAUGAGGUACUUCCUCAAUCGUCAGGUGCUAGGCUCUCUCUCUCUCCCUCUCUCUCUCACUUUCUCUCUCUCUCUCUCUCUCUAUAUAUAUAUAAUAUAUAUAUAAUAUGAAAUUUACAGUUCAUAUGUAUUAGAAUAAAAUACUGAAUUAGUAAUUAUUCCGAUUUCUUCUAUUGUAGCGCCCUCUACAUCCUAUUUCCGAAAUUAUUUCAGAUUUCAUGACAUAAAUACACGAAGUCAUAAUAAUUACAGAAAACGCAACUUUUAAAAUUGUGAAUUUGAAAGAAAAAGAAAAAAGAAAAUAGUUUAAACAGGUUGAAUAUUUAAAUUGAUAAUCAAUAAAAGUUGUUGUAUCGCCUAUGAAAAGUAAGAAAAAACACAUGUUAUUAAAAUAAAACCUAUUUUAAUACACAAUUAUAUUAUAUUUGCAAUCGGUGUGUUUUAAAUACGCAGACGUAUAAAGUAAGGUUAAUUGAAAUGUAAAUUGAACUAGGUGUUGAUUCUUAUGAUUAAAUUUAGUCGUGAGAACUGAUUCUUGAAUUCGAUUAAAGAGCCAUAGAACUGGAAAAUACAAGGACAUAACCACUAUAAACAAUAAUUAUUAUUGUAGGCCUUUGAGAUUUCAUAGAAGUGUGGAUAGAAAUAUUUAGUAAAAUUGAUUUUAUGAUAUGUUAAUAAUAAUAAAGGCGUGUAUAUCAGUUAUAUGCAAAAGAGAUCUGACGUGAAUUUAUAUUAUUAUGAUAUUCCAGCCAGCUUCAUUGUUCUAGCGGUUUGACACUUGCCAAGUUAGCGAAAGAUCGCAGGUUGAACGUUUUCCACAAGAAGAGCUUUUUCAUACAACUGAUUAGGAACAAAUUCUUAUAUUAGUUACAGGAUGAUAGAUAUUAUUAUAAAAUAUCUUGUUCCUAUAUUUGAUCACGGUUCCUAUUAAUUUACUUAUUUGUUUAUAAUGUUCGAAGAAACAUGGAGCAACUUUAUGUAAUAUGUUUAUUCACUAUAAUUUUAGCUGUGUAUUUCUAUGGUUUAAUACUAUUUCUACAGCUUUUCUAUGUGAGGGCGUAUAUUAUUGUAUGAGAUGCUGAUCUGGGUGUAUUAUUAAAUAAACCAUGACUUAUCAAAGAGAUAAACGUUAAACCGUCUUGCGGUAAUAGUAAAGCAUAUUAAAUUCUGAGAAUCUGCGAGUGUGAAAAAAGUUGCUCGAACCCGGGAACUUCAUUUGUCUAUUGAGACAACUGGGUCACUGGGAUGAGAAACGGUUGAUACUUUGAAUAUAAUAUAGUCCUAUAUAAACAGAUUUAUAGAUAGUAAUUAUAUAUAUAUAUAUAUAUAUAUAUAUAUAUAUACAUAUAUAAGUGAGGUAAUUAUCGUAUCAAGCACAGGUCUUCAACAAAAAAAUCAUAUAACGAUGCAAACUUGCUAAUUGUACCGACACAAUUUUGUAUAAUGUUAUUUAGUAGUUCAUUAAAGCAUUCCAGAAUCCACUGUUCAUCACACAUUUUCAUAUCCGUCAAUGUAUCAACAGUUGUAAUAAAACAUGUAAUUGACAUCAUG